CCGCAGACAGAGUGAGCCGCGAGGUCGAAAGAGAUGCCGUGGGCAGAGAGCAUCGGUGCAGGAAAGUUGCGGGUGAAAACAAGUGUCAGUUUCGUCCGUUUUCCCCAACGGCCACGAAUCGCGGGCGAGCGGUGUUGCCACCUCGAAUUCUGCAACCCCGUCGGCUUUGACACCCCAAACUGGCCCCCUUGUCGCAGGACAGCUGUAUCAGGAAUUUUGUCGGCCCGCUGCAGACCAAUUGGAAGCCAAGAACACGGGCGCAACCUCCCUCGGGAGGCCCGCCCCAGUCCAGAAGCCGAUCUGGCUGGCAGCGUCGCAGUGCGCUCUCCCAGGGGAAGAGGGUAUUUCUCAUCAACAACGCCUCCUGUCCCGUCGACCGUUACCAGACCCGUGUCCUCCACAUCCUCAGGAGCCUCACCCGUGAGCAUCGAACACGACUGCCAAAGACACGACGACCAGAGUCUUGCGUUGCGCCUUGCCCAGACGACGACGACGCCGGCGGCGGGUAGAGCGUCGACGGACCUGCGGACCUCCACCCGGCACGAACCCCAACCUGAGCCGGCUCCCUCCCCAGAGAAGAGAUAUACCCCGUGGCGCGGAGCACCACAUCUCAGCAAGAUGGGUGCGGGAAUGUCGUGGCUGUCCAACCUGCUGUGGGCAAAGAAGGAGAUUAGGAUUCUAAUCCUUGGUCUUGAUAACGCGGGCAAGACGACUCUACUGUACAGACUCAAGAUUGGCGAAGUUGUCACGACAAUACCGACCAUCGGCUUCAACGUCGAGUCGGUCACCUACAAGAACCUCAACUUUAAUGUCUGGGAUCUGGGCGGCCAAACUAGCAUCCGGCCCUACUGGCGGUGCUAUUACGCCAACACGGCGGCCGUCAUCUUCGUCGUCGACUCGACCGAUAUCGAGCGGCUGCAGACGGCCUCGGAGGAGCUCGCCGCCAUGCUGAAUGAGGAGGAGCUCAAGGACGCGGCGCUGCUCGUCUUCGCCAACAAGCAGGACCAGCCCGGGGCCAAGGGCGCGGGCGAGAUCUCGGAGGCGCUGCGCUUGGGCGAGCUGCGGGACCGCAAUUGGAGCAUCAUGGCGUGCUCGGCCGUGGACGGCAGCGGCGUCAACGAGGGAAUGGACUGGCUCGUGCAAACUGUGGCUCAGGAGUGAGAUACCUGGCGGCUGAUGGCGAUGACACAACGGAUCUUCUCUUGUCCGACUCGCACAUGUACAACAAACAAAAACGACGUGAUGAUCAUAGUCCCUGCCGGCUCUGUCGCAUGUCGAUAGUCGACCACGCGUCAAGGCUUUGAGGGGCACAACAAGAUAUCAAGAGGAGCGAGCAUUCUCUCGGCGUCCCGGAUGCACGGGUGGUGGCCCACACAAGGGGAUCCGGGAAGAGCGGGGGGCGGGGGGGAGGUUUGGCACCUGCCGGAUGAUGGGUCGGUGCUGUCUCCCCUCGAAACGCAUGGAAGGCAAGGCGGCAUCGGCCGUGGUGGUUAGACACACAUAAGAUAGUAUGACCGUUUUUAAUGCCAGAGCCCUGGACGCCCCGCGCGCUGUCCUUGAGUUCGAUUCUGUUAUGACUCUUGG
Purpureocillium takamizusanense is the source of this 1584-nucleotide messenger RNA. It is a transcript of the gene ARL1, whose product is annotated as Arf GTPase arl1. NCBI's taxonomy places the organism in Eukaryota, Fungi, Ascomycota, Sordariomycetes, Hypocreales, Ophiocordycipitaceae. Gene Ontology annotation, cellular component: cytoplasm; Golgi apparatus. Gene Ontology annotation, molecular function: GTPase activity; GTP binding. Gene Ontology annotation, biological process: vesicle-mediated transport; intracellular protein transport. The transcript has 6 exons. The record is from RefSeq and is a predicted model, not a curated record. Bases 34 to 1161 code for a protein of 375 amino acids.